Messenger RNA from Mesocricetus auratus (golden hamster), 363 nucleotides. RefSeq names its product glyceraldehyde-3-phosphate dehydrogenase-like. The coding region runs from base 1 to 363 and encodes 120 amino acids. The record is from RefSeq and is a predicted model, not a curated record. The transcript has a single exon. NCBI's taxonomy places the organism in Eukaryota, Metazoa, Chordata, Mammalia, Rodentia, Cricetidae. Gene Ontology annotation, molecular function: oxidoreductase activity, acting on the aldehyde or oxo group of donors, NAD or NADP as acceptor.
AUGACCAUAGUUCAUGUCAUCACUGCCUCACAUAAAACUGUGAAUGGCCCCUCUGGAAAGCUGUGGCAUGAUGGCCAUGGGGCUGCCCAGAAUAUCAUUCAUACAUCUGUUGGUGCUACCAAAGCUGUGGACAAGGUAAUCCCAGAGCUGACAAGGAAGACAACUGGCAUACCCUUUCAUGCUCCUAACACCAAUGCGUCUGUUGUGGAUCUGACAUGCCACCUGGAGAAAAUUUCUGAGUAUGAUGGCAUAAAGAAAGCACUGAACCAGGCAUCUGAAGUCCCAGUGAAGGACAUCCUGGCCUACACUGAGGACCAGGUUGUCUCCUAUGACUUUAACAGUGACAUCCACUUAUCUAUCUAG